This is a messenger RNA of Pyrenophora tritici-repentis Pt-1C-BFP, 1866 nucleotides long. NCBI's taxonomy places the organism in Eukaryota, Fungi, Ascomycota, Dothideomycetes, Pleosporales, Pleosporaceae. The record is from RefSeq and is a predicted model, not a curated record.
AUGUGGAAACGAUUACAGGGUCACGUCCGCGAGAAAGAGAGACCUUCGCCGGUAGGACACCCUGUGCUUGUUGAAACCACGUAUGACGAGGAUCAACUCAGGCGGAAUCGACAUGUGACGGACGCGCAAAAUGGCAGUAACAACGACUAUGCGUUCCCCCCGCUGCCGUCAUAUCAACUGUCUCCUCAGUACACACUAAACUAUCUGUCCGCCGAAGCGCAGUCUGCGUCGAUUUACUCCCAACCCUCGCCUAAUCCGUACUCAUACGACAGCCCAACCGCCCCUUCUUAUUCCACCUACGACGACAUUUCACCCCCUAGCUCUCCAGAACCCGACCGAGAGUAUUCCUCUUCUUCAAACGCACCCCGGCGGUUCCGCUCGAUGCGCGACGUGUCGCCAAUGGACGAAAACCGCAAGCAACUCGAAAGAGAAGGUCACGUAGUUAGCCACAUUCCCGUUUUGCGCCGAGCGCCAUCAGUCCUUCGAAAUGGAGAAUCAGCAGUGCCAAAGCAAAAGUUUUGGGAUGUAAAGCUUGCACCGAACAGCAAGGUGAAAUGGGACGAGUAUUCAGGCGAGCCUAACAUGGCAGGUAAAGCUGCAUCAGUCGAUCCAGGCUCUUACGCAAAGGGCGCGCCAACUCAGCCGAUGGGUUAUCAAGUUUCAGUAACGGCAGGCGUGCCAGAAAAGGGAAACACUGGUUUUGGAGCCCGCGUAGGCCGCUUCGGGUCCAAACGUAUACCACCGCCCGUCGAGCCGUUUGCACGCGCAACAGGACGAUCUGAAAUCGCGCCUCCCCUAAAAUACCAACCCGCGAGCAAACCAGUACAAACGUCACGCAAACCAGUUCCACUAGGCCAAGACCGCGACAACUUAAACGCGCUUGUACCUACGAUUGAAUAUCCCAUCAAACUUGGUGACACUCGACUCGUCACGUCCGAAACGCGGGACGUGGAGGCGCAUAACGAGCAACCCAUCAAACCCACGGUUCCGCUUAAAGUCGGAAGGAACUCGCCUUCACGAAAUGAUCUCGGCUCGCCCACAUCUCCUACACAUCAAGGCCUUGGAAUCUCUGCGCUUGCAUACUCAAACCCGGUUAUCGAGACAAACACGGCGCCACAGGACCACCAACCCUUGCACCCUGCCUACCGGACCGCAACACCGCCCUACACAACCGCAGCAUCCAAGUUGCGCGACGAAAACAAGUACAACAACGACCCUGAAAGCCGAUUCUCGUGGACCACCUACGACAGCAACCAAACAUACCAGCAAUCGCCAUACCAACACACGCACUCGCCCCCACCCUCACCCCCCGAACCACCCAAACAAUCCCAACUAGAACCCCAACGCAUCCAAACCCCUCCUUCAACAACAAAACCCUCAUCAACCCGACCACUACCACCAACAACAAAAGACUCGAUCCUCUCCCGCCGCCGUCCCAUCCCCCAAGCAAACAUCCUGCCCCCCACCCCCCCAAAACAAACAAUGACAGCCCACCCCCUCCUCUCGUACACCAACACAAACACCGGUCUCUCAAAAGCCCUUCCACAACCCCCCACCCACCUCUCUGCCCUCGACCACAUCCAACUCCUCGAAUCUCAACAAGACGACCUGCGCAUCCGCCGGAACAAUGUGUACCGCUUACUCCGCGAUCUGAACAAUGCCGCGCCCCCGAACCCGCUGCUGACGGAUUUCAAAAAGGCGAGGGUGGCUGAGCAGAGGAAGAAGGCGUUUGAGGCCGAGCUUGAUCAGAUUAGGCAGGAGGAACAUGAUGUUGGGCUCAAGUUGCAUCGGGCGUGGAAGAAGCGGGAGAGGGAGGAUCCGCAUUCGGCGGGGAGUGCGCUGUGGGUGAGGAGGGUGACUGCUUGA